AUGUCGUCGGACCGUUCCAUUUCAGAGGCGGCACAGAACCAAGUCCGGAGGUUUUGUCGCCAGUACUUGCAGCUUGAACAGCAGCUGACAUAUCCCGACGCGCAGUACUUGAAAGAAGACAGUGUUCAGGAAAUUAUCUAUCAGAGUCUCUGGGGACCAGAAGCACGGCACAAUUGUGGCUCACCUCGGUACCAACUCAAAACUCUUAAAAAACUUGUCGGGAACGUUGAAGCCGGCAUCGAAGACUGGGAUAAAUACGGGGUUCAUGAUGGCCUGAUGGAGCGCAUGUCGGAACUGCUCAGCCAGCCACUGCCCUCUGAAUUGGCAGCCGCCCAGCAAAAAACUUACGUUGUAUACACCAUUUCUGCACUCGAUGAGAGCGGUGGUAGAGAUAUUACUAAGGCGUCCGACGAUUGCCCAAAAAUAACGCUUCUUGAAUCCCGCACGAUCAUUUCCGCGCAAGGGACGACUGGACUGGCGACAUGGGAGGCUGCACUUCACAUGGGUCAAUACCUAUGCAGUCGACCUGAUUAUAUAAAAGGAAAGCACGUCCUGGAGCUUGGGGCAGGGACAGGUUAUUUGUCUAUCCUGUGCGCUCAGUAUUUGGGAGCUGCGGAUGUGCUCGCGACUGACGGAUCCGAUGACGUCAUCAAUAACCUACCCGAGAGCUUCUUUCUGAACGGCCUGCAGGGCUCGACGAAGGCCACGGUAGCGGGCCUUAAAUGGGGCCACGCACUUAUCGGGACGGAAGAGUCGAAGUGGAGAGGAGGACGGCCGGUGGACAUCGUGUUAGGGGCUGAUAUCACCUACGACGGCAGUGUCAUACCUCUCCUCAUAGCAACAUUUACAGACUUGGUUGACCUGUUUCCUCAUGUUGUCAUAUUGGUGGCGGCCACGGAGCGUAACAGAACAACCUUCGAGAAAUUUAUGACCUCGGCAUCGCGGUCUGGCUUCACGGUGGAAGAGAUCACUUUCCCUUUGACACCAAGAGAGAACGAAGAUAAAUACAUAGUUUAG
Messenger RNA from Grosmannia clavigera kw1407, 1017 nucleotides. RefSeq lists its product as uncharacterized. The record is from RefSeq and is a predicted model, not a curated record. Lineage: Eukaryota; Fungi; Ascomycota; Sordariomycetes; Ophiostomatales; Ophiostomataceae. The coding region runs from base 1 to 1017 and encodes 338 amino acids. The transcript has 3 exons.